CCUGUUGCUGUCCAGUUGGUACGGGCCAGACCGCCGUAACCUCCUCUCCAUCCUGCAUCCCUAAGCUGCUGCUGCUGCUACUGCGUGUGCAAGCAAGAGAGAGCAGGGGCCGGCAGCAGACAGUACACACAAAGGACUCCUCUUGGGCUGUUGGGGCAGUCUCAGAGGUCCCAGGCUUGUGGCUGCAGGGCCAGAGGAGAAAGAUGUCUGGUGUCUGCAAGGCACAGGAGGGGAAGACCUCCCCAUAGACACACACACACACACACACACACACACACACACACACAUACACAUACACACACACAUACACAUACACAUACACAUACACACACACACACAUAUAGACUCAGGGAAACCCAAGCUCUAGCAGGUGCCAUUAUCAAUAAGCCAUGUCAGGCACUGCAGCACCGAACCACGGCAAACGCCUGUCAUCGGAGUCAGAGCACACCCAGAGGGUUCCUGACAUGGACACCGCCCAGCACCUGAAGUUGAGGGAGAGGCAACGCUUCUUUGAGGAGGUCCUCCAGCACGAUGUGGAUGUCUACCUGGCCACAUCGCACCUCCAGAUCGACAACAGGAAACCUCCUAUGGGGAGCAUCUCAUCUAUGGAGGUGAAUGUGGACCUGCUGGAGCAGAUGGACCUGAUGGACAUCUCAGACCAUGAAGCCCUGGACGUGUUCCUCAACUCAGGGAGUGACACAGGCCCUCCGGCCUCGCCCCUACCAGAGGUGUACGACGAAGAUGAUGAAGAUGAAGAUGAGAACGAGAAUGAGUUGGUCUACAAGGACGGAGUGGGCCCUCAGGGAUCAAUCAGGCGCCGCCCUGGUUCUAAGAACCGAGGGUCAUCCGGGUCUACGGGCUCUACUGAUCCAGACAGCCUAGACACAAGUGAGGGUGGGGCAGACACUCCUGUCAUCCAAUCAGACGAGGAAGAGGUGCAAGUUGACACAUUCCUCUUCUCCUCCACGUCAUCCGGAAAGGAGGAGGAAGAGGAGGGGGAAGAGGAAGAGAAUGAGGAUUUGCCUGCUCGGUCCUCGUAGCAGUCUAUUGUAGGUUUGACGGUUGGAGCAAGAUCAACCACAGUCAUACAAGUGUGAGAUUGUUACGUGUGAUUCUCGUUAGCUUCUUUCCCUUUGUCUCUCACGAACAGCAUUGCCCCUUGCAAGCCACUUCAGGGAAACUACAAGCUCAGCCUUUGAAAUGGCACAGAGUAUUUUUCAGACACACCCAAAUAAUAAUUCCCUUCAAGUGCCAUAAAUUAUUCACCCUUGGCAAUUUCCAUCUAAUUAAACAUUUUUGUGGUGUCUUACCUCAGGUGUCCUUUCAUAUCUUUCUCCUCUCCCCAGCUGUAACUAUCUAGUACAUUACAAACCACCAGUGAUAAAUGACUGCUAUGUCUGGCGGAGUUCAUUAUCUUCAAUUCAACUCAUCACUCAGUCCUCAUUCAAUUACAUCAAUGUAGUGUAACUGCAAAACAAACAGACAGAAUGCCAGAUUGACCGCUGACAAAAUUAAAAACAAUAAUUCUUUCUUGUUUCUCAAUACCUUUCUAUUAGCACAACGAGACAUUGUUUGACCAUAAACAGGAACUAUGCUUGCUAUGCUAUGACUUGACACAUGGGACGAGGAUGUUUAUUGUCAAGGAGAGCAUUUUGUCUGGUAUGCCCUCUGUAACCUUUUUCUCAUGACUUACCGACCACAGAAACUGAGCUCAGGACGAAGGCAGGGGAACAGAAGGACGUGAGCCAGUUCUCUGAGCGAAAGGGCAGGGAUGAGCCUGCAAGAACGGAGGCACCAAGCCAAGCACCGUCUCAGCUAUAGGGAUAGCUAUCUCCUUGGAAGAGCUCAAAUCCCAUCAGUGUGUGCUUCCUGUUUUAUUUGGUUUCUCAGCCUCACAGUGCUGACUGUGACGAGACACAUUUACAUAUCCCAUGUAUUUACUUACAUUUGCAUUGAAUCAUUAUAUAUGCUCCCUAGGACUCCAAGCCAUGAGUCGUCAGGCAUGGCGAGUCCUUUUGGUUCGAGUAGCUUAAGUAAAACACAUGUGGGAUCACGGCGCCAUGACUUAAGGUCUUUUGUGCAAAAUGACUUCACACUCUCAAGAGACCUCUUUCUACGGUAUUAUAUGUGUGGGGCAAUUUGACGAGCAUGGAUCUGAAUAACAUUAGUUGUGAAUGCAUGCCAUAGUGUAAGCAUUUUCGCCCGAAAGAAAAUAGUUUUCUGUGUGGUGUUUAGGUGCUUCGUGUGAAGCAUGUCGCCUUUAUGAAGAGCAGGGAGGUAGUGUAUAAUAUUCCUAUUCCAGUGGUCAAGCCUAUACCUACUGUUAUAAAACAGUUUUUGUAUUGCCAUGUCUUUGUAAGUGAAUGUGUGCCUGGAUGUGAAGCUGUGUAAGUGUUGGUGUUUGUGUGUGUGUUUCCAAAAAAGCUCUCUGUGUGUAUGGUGUGUCUGUGAGGCAAAACACAGUUGUAAGCUUCCCACCUCACCAUCUGCCAUAUUUCCAUACGUACAUAUCCUAUGUGUGCAACUGUCUUCAUUUUAGGCGUGUAUUAAUAAAAGAGACUUCACUUUGGUAUGUGA
Molecule: messenger RNA, 2577 nt
Organism: Clupea harengus (Atlantic herring)
Lineage: Eukaryota; Metazoa; Chordata; Actinopteri; Clupeiformes; Clupeidae
Product: dysbindin-like
Biological process (GO): negative regulation of protein kinase activity
Cellular component (GO): cytoplasm
Source: RefSeq, a predicted model, not a curated record